This is a messenger RNA of Paraglomus occultum, 1830 nucleotides long. The record is from the annotation of a GenBank genome assembly. Lineage: Eukaryota; Fungi; Glomeromycota; Glomeromycetes; Paraglomerales; Paraglomeraceae.
AUGAACUCUUCCAUACCUAAUUUGCCUGGACUCCCCGUCGACGCUGAUCGAGUCGCAGAGUUAAAGACACGGGUUAAAGAUUUACUAAGGACUGGACAAGCAGGCUACUUUGUCUGCGAGAAGACAGAUGGCCUGCGAGUACUGGUGCUGAUCGUGCUCAAUGCUAACAGUCAACAAGAGGUUUAUCUGAUUGAUCGUAAAAAUACGUAUCGUUUCGUGCCUCACAUCGAAUUCCCUGUGCCCGGGGAUAAUACCUUUACAGCGUUCCAAGAUGGUACGAUUUUUGAUGGCGAAUUGGUGUUAGAUAGAGAAGCCGAUGGUUCGACUACUCUUAGACUGUUGGCUUUCGAUUGUCUAGCCUUUAUGGGCAAAAGUUUGCUCGAACGUCCAUUAACUAAAAGACUUGGGUAUCUUUGCGAAUCCCUAAUCAAACCUUACUCCGCAUAUCGAAAGACCAAUCCUGAUAUAGCUGCUGGCCAACCAUUUGUCGUGGAAGUAAAACAAAUGGAGCUUUCGUAUGGCGUUCUCAAGGUCUUUGAUGAGGUAAUCCCCAAACUCAAGCACAAAAAUGAUGGGUUAAUAUUCACAUCAUCAGUAGCAGAGUAUAUUCCGGGUACUUGUGAGAAAAUAUUAAAAUGGAAGCCAGCUCAUGAAAAUUCCAUAGACUUAUUAUUAGAAGUUCAAUACCCAAAAACCAAGGGUCGACCAGAUUAUACAGUGAAACCACGGUUUAUCCUGAAAAAAUGGGUGCGAAGGAAUGAACACACAUUUUUCAGUGAAAUGACCGUAACUGACGAAGAAUGGGAGAACACUUUUCGCAAAAUUUCGGAUCUUAACGGUCGAAUUGUAGAGACAGUCUAUGACCCAACGGCAGAUUCGAAAGCACCAUGGAAAUUCUUGCGAUUCCGUGACGAUAAGCAACAUGCGAACCACAGUUCUGUCGUGACGAAAAUACAAGAAUCUAUAAGGGAUGCUGUAACAAAAGAGCAAUUGAUUGCACACGCCCCCAAGAUAAGAGACGCAUGGAAACGACGAGAGACACAAAAAUCACAAAUAGGCCAUGCGCAACCAUCGUCAUCAGUCACCCAACUUCACUCAAAUACUUUCUCACACUCUACAAAAUACUCCGAUUCACAACCAGAACAGUCCCAUUCACACUCACGGCAUGUGAAUUCUUCCAGUAGUGGUAGACGGGUGGAACACACAGAAAAAUCUUCCUUCUCUCGUCCACAACAGCCGACUCCCCCAACGCCUAAAGGCAAAGAAGACGGACAUUCGGAACAAAAUGCACACGAUUAUCGUAUGCGUCCGUUGCAGCAACCUACUCCGCCGUCGCCUCAAACUAGGGAGGAUAACGGAAGGCUAUCAGGAAAUAGAAUGUCAUAUGUAGCCGGAAAGAGAUUACCUAGUGGUCGGGCACAAUCCCAUACGAGGCGAAAAUUGCAGGGUGACGGCAGAGAGGGAAAGCAAAUAAGGCCCAAAAAAUCAAUGCGUCGAACCACCUCAUCAUCUUCCUCUUCUUCACAAAACGUCAAAUAUAGCGGAAGAUCUCGCACAGAACGUCCUAAUACACCUUACUCUGACCCAGCGUCAUCUUCUCCGUCGCCUGAAUCGACAACCUACUCACCGCCUGUGGUCUCCACCCGGAUAACAUCUUCAUCAAAGAGAGGUAGAUUUGGUAGAAAGACCAUACGAAUAGAUGCGUUACCACAGCAGAUGGAAUAUGAGGGAAAUGAUGAGAGAGGUUCGAGUAGUGAGAGCGAAUCGGAAGAAGAAGACAACAGUAGAAGGAGUAAAUAUAGGAGGAUUGAGCGAGUGGGUAGAGUGUAA